AUUUAGGUUUUUUUUCUUGCUUGCUUCUUAAGCAAAACCAAUCUAGUUUCUUUUUCUGCAGCAAAGGAGGUAGGAACAAACAACAAAUUAAUCAGACAGGAAGCGAAUAACCACAGAAGGACGUCUGCCUCUGACUCAGUAUGUCACGUUUAACAAGAGGCCAGAGCAUGUCCAAAAUGGCUGUCCAAAAACGACCCCACACUGGCGUUAGAAGAUGAUACCUUUUUCAGGGACAGUUUUCUCUCUUGGCUCCUGUCCCACUGGCCCUCUGUCUGCCUGUGUCCCUGACCAUGGCUCCCUGCAGUACCCUUUAACGAUUUAUCAGCAAGACUGUUGAACGCAUAACUGCCCAAGAUGCCUGUCCCUCCCCCUCCAGCACCCCCGCCGCCCCCGACGUUUGCACUGGCCAAUACAGAGAAGCCUACCUUGAAUAAGACAGAGCAGGCUGGGAGAAAUGCUCUCCUUUCUGAUAUCAGCAAAGGGAAGAAACUAAAGAAGACGGUCACCAACGACAGAAGUGCACCAAUAUUGGACAAACCUAAAGGAGCCGGUGCUGGAGGCGGUGGUGGUGGCUUUGGUGGAGGCGGCGGAUUUGGCGGAGGAGGUGGUGGCGGAGGCGGUGGAAGUUUUGGAGGGGGCGGACCUCCAGGUCUGGGAGGACUGUUCCAGGCUGGAAUGCCGAAGCUGAGGUCCACGGCCAACAGGGAUAAUGAUUCUGGAGGAAGCCGACCACCAUUGUUGCCACCGGGAGGAAGAUCCACAUCUGCCAAACCCUUUUCACCCCCAAGUGGCCCAGGGAGGUUUCCUGUGCCUUCUCCAGGCCACAGAAGUGGUCCCCCAGAGCCUCAGAGGAACCGAAUGCCGCCCCCAAGGCCCGACGUGGGCUCAAAGCCUGAUAGCAUUCCCCCUCCAGUACCCAGUACUCCAAGACCCAUUCAAUCAAGUCUGCACAACCGGGGGUCCCCACCAGUGCCCGGAGGCCCCAGGCAGCCCAGCCCCGGGCCCACUCCUCCCCCUUUCCCUGGGAACCGCGGCACUGCUUUGGGAGGAGGCUCAAUACGUCAGUCCCCCUUGAGCUCCUCCUCGCCCUUCUCCAACCGGCCUCCCCUGCCGCCUACCCCCAGCAGGGCCUUGGAUGACAAACCCCCUCCACCGCCUCCUCCAGUGGGCAACAGGCCCUCCAUCCACAGGGAAGCAGUUCCCCCUCCUCCUCCUCAGAACAACAAGCCUCCAGUGCCUUCCACUCCGCGGCCUUCCGCCUCCUCACAGGCCCCACCUCCGCCGCCACCUCCCAGCAGGCCCGGGCCGCCUCCCCUGCCUCCAAGUUCCAGCGGCAAUGACGAAACCCCAAGACUCCCACAGCGGAAUCUGUCCCUCACUUCGUCCACGCCCCCGUUACCUUCGCCAGGACGUUCAGGUCCUCUUCCUCCCCCGCCCAGCGAGAGACCCCCACCUCCAGUGAGGGACCCGCCAGGCCGAUCAGGCCCCCUCCCACCACCUCCUCCAGUAAGCAGAAACGGCAGCACAUCUCGGGCCCUUCCUGCCACUCCUCAGUUGCCGUCCAGGAGUGGAGUAGACAGUCCCAGGAGUGGACCCAGACCUCCCCUUCCUCCUGACAGGCCCAGUGCUGGGGCGCCUCCCCCACCUCCACCAUCAGCAUCUAUUAGAAAUGGCUUCCAAGACUCUCCAUGUGAAGAUGAGUGGGAAAGCAGAUUCUACUUCCAUCCGAUUUCCGAUUUGCCACCUCCAGAGCCAUAUGUACAAACGACCAAAAGUUAUCCCAGCAAAUUGGCAAGAAACGAAAGCCGGAGUGGAUCCAACCGAAGAGAAAGGGGUGCCCCACCACUCCCUCCCAUCCCGAGGUGAUCUUUGCCUGCUCUUCUCUACCCAAGCUCAAGAGCUGCUUCUGUUGCUAUCUAAGAACUGCAUACCCUCCUCCCCACUUCUUCCCUUGUGCCCCAUGUAUGGGCAAGAGGAAAGGUGGGAGGGGGAGUGGGAAUAUGCGUGUGUGGGUGGGAAUUGGUAAGAAAUGCGCCUAGCUUUUCAUAUUGUGUGUAUUCUCCAGGCUAUUGCUUGCUUCAGCUGCAGCCUGCCUGUGCUGGCUGCCGGGGUCGAUAGGCUUUUGUGAUAACAGGCACAGAUGAAUUGCAUCCCAGCUUUCCACCAACCAAAUUCAAACAUUCACUGCUUAUUUGCUACAGACUGUAAUUAUUAAAGUCCCUGAGAGCUGUUUUCUCCCGUUCCUUUUUCGCAUGCUUGGCCUCCCGUCUCUUUCUAUGAACCACAGACCACCUAAGCAAGCAGCUGAGUAAGGGCUCACAGGAAACUUUUGCAGUCACAGGAUGUCCAAUCUUUGGCAGUCCGAGCUCGGCUCUAGGACAGAGCUGUCCAACAGAAAUAUAAUGUGAGCCCCAUAUACAAUUUUUACAUUUCUAGUAUAUUUUAAACAAGUGAAGUUAAUAUGCAUCCAAAAUAUUUCAACCUGUAAUCAACAUAAAAUUUUAAUGAGAUAUUUUAUAUUAUUUUUUGGUACCGAAUCUUCAAAAUCCAGAGUGUAUUUCACACUUACCGCACAUCUCCAUUCAGACUAGUCACAUUUUUAAGUGCUCAGUAGCCACAUGUGGCUGGUGGCUACUGGAUUAGACAGCACGAAUCUGGAAGAUGGAAGCUAGUGCCGAAACCUUUUGUUUAAAAAACAAAAAAGGCAAAAUGGGCUUGAGCGAUUCAAGAGGCAACUAAAAAUAAAAUUAGGACCCAGCACCUUGUUUGACACACAGUUUGACCUUCGAUUUUCCUCCCUUAAUUUCCCUCUUCCCUUAAUAUCUGUAAACAAGUGUUGCUUCAAAGUACCAAGGUCAAAAAUUGAUUGAGUACGGUUUACUAAAGUCAUGUGGAAUAAAGCCAUUGGAAAGAAAUGGAAAGCCUGUCGGGACUUCCGGGCUCAGAACCAGCUGGCUCACGCGCUCACUUGUCAGUUGGACUUCUGCCUUGUGAAAUGGAAGCAGCCUUUGUUCCUCUCCGGCUGAGCAAGCUCCUGAGGCUGGGAGAGACUAGGAAGGCUUGGUAGGAGGGGAAGAAAGUCAGGAAAAGAUAUCAAAUCAGAAACAUGGAAGAAGAAGGGAACAGAUUUGAGUUGGUGGGCAAAACUCUAAAAAUCUAAAUCUGAUGCUUAUGUAAGGGUUGAGCGAAUUAGGGAGAUUGCUAGUGGAAAUUGGAGGGAAUCUGUUUUGCAUCAUUUGUCUAGGAUCUAUGCAAAUACAGCUCCAUUAAAGGACCAUAGGGAAGAGCCAGCCUUGCCUUUUCGUAUAUGAUUUUGUUUACAAAAUUUUACUGGGACUUUUAAAUCUAGCUAUAGAGUUGGGAAAAAAAUAUUUCCACUUAGAUAUUUUAUAUGGUUUUGUUUAAAAUUACCAUUACUUGUUUUUUAAAAACACAUGACCACAUAUGUAUAUGUAUAUCUACCUAAACAUUGUAUCAUGGUUUCAGUAUGUUAUUCAUGUAUUACUGGGAGAUGCUAACAAGAAACCAACCCAAAGAAAAUUCUGAAAAAUACAUUUCUAUUUAUAGAAUAAAUGUUUCAUUUAUAUAAAAGCAAAAGAACUUAAGAGUUCUAAUAAAUGGGAUGUCUAAUAAAUUAUGAAGUUACUAAUUUGAAUAUAUUAUAUUUUUAUAACUUCCUUGCCAAAGUCCUGAUUUAGUACAUUAGAGAACCUGUGUUUCCUCUCUCCUCUACCAUUCAUCUCUUUUCCAUACAGUCAUUUGGGCUUUUUACUCAAAGAGAAUCAAGAAAUAAUAAGGUAUAACAAGCUUGGCAAAGUGUUGGUUUUUUUAAAAAAAUUUUUUUAAAUCUCUAGCAGUUUGGUAAUUUGGCAGCAUCAUUUAUUUAGGAUUCUUUUAUCUGAUUUCAACAGUGAAAAACAUCCCUAUGAUAAAGCCUAAUGACCCAUUUCACAAAAGAUGGAGUUUGCCCUUCCUAGAAAAUAUGACGGGGGAAAGUCUGACUCAAAGAAAGUGGGUCUGAAUUUUAUAAGGGGUAGUAAGAAUUGGACAAUUCCUUUGCAUAUCUGAACUUGGCAGGUACCAUUCUAAAUUUGAAACAGGGUCAUAGCUCAAAGUUGCCAUUCAUCCAGAAUAGAGAUGUUUUAGAAUGUAGUGUUUAAGUGAAUGUUUCAUUAAUACACCUACACCCUUUCUUUGAAAGUUUGCAACCUAAUUGCAUCUAAAACUUUGAAUAAGUUCUGUGGUAAAAUCUUAAACUACGGAAAAUUACAAAAAUGAAUAUUUUCUUCCCUGAAAUCAGAGCUUACAUGUGUGUUUUUUUCAUAAAAUUUUCAGAUAAAUGUAUUCAACAUGUAAUACAGUAUUUUAACAUUCACCUCUUAUUUUAUAUUGAAAUGUAUUACAGUAUUAAAACUCAGUGUUCAGUAUUUAUUUCACUAUGCAUUUUAUUUAGUAAAAGCCAGGAGAAAUGUUUAAUCCAAUGGUGCCUUACUUUGUGAUUUAAAAGAAAUCAACUUUUUUUUUAUGUCUAAGUAGCAGAUUAUUUGCAUAUUUGUAAAAACUGUUAGGUCUUUAUAUUUUAAAUUGUAAUACCAGUUUUGUUAUUUUAGUAGCAGAAAUGGGAUGAUUUUUAAAGUUCCAAAAAAAUGUUGGCAUGAAAUUAAUUUUUCCCUCCUUCUAGUCAAGGACCGUAGAGGAAGAAAAACAUUUUUUUCAUACCAUGCCCUAGGUAAACAGACACAUUUUGCUAUCUGUGUCAUCAGGAUAGUGUAAAUGGUAGGGUAGAGACUACCCUAGACAUCUGCAUCUUUGUAAGUUAGCCAGACAAUAAAGAAAAGCAGAAUGA
Messenger RNA from Nomascus leucogenys (northern white-cheeked gibbon), 4846 nucleotides. It is a transcript of the gene WIPF1, whose product is annotated as WAS/WASL interacting protein family member 1. Gene Ontology annotation, molecular function: actin binding. The record is from RefSeq and is a predicted model, not a curated record. NCBI's taxonomy places the organism in Eukaryota, Metazoa, Chordata, Mammalia, Primates, Hylobatidae.